Molecule: messenger RNA, 478 nt
Organism: Triticum dicoccoides
Lineage: Eukaryota; Viridiplantae; Streptophyta; Magnoliopsida; Poales; Poaceae
Exons: 4
Coding region: 173-478 (101 amino acids)
Biological process (GO): DNA strand elongation involved in DNA replication; nucleotide-excision repair, DNA gap filling; DNA replication
Cellular component (GO): nucleus; delta DNA polymerase complex
Molecular function (GO): DNA-directed DNA polymerase activity
Source: RefSeq, a predicted model, not a curated record
CUCACCCGGGCACGGGCCGCGCCAACAAAACAGGGGAGGCGGGAAAACCGCCCCUCAGCCCCAAUCCAAUCCCGCGCCACACUCCCCCUUCGUCUUCCCCCGCCGCUCCCCAAUUCGAAACCCUAGCCAGGGUUCCAAAGCCUUCCGGAUCGGGAGCGGAGGCCACCGGACGAUGGCCGACGGCGCGCUGCUCGACCUGCUGCCCCAGAUCCACGCCCUCUUCUCCGACCAGCUCCGCGUGAUUUCGUACAAAUGGUUAAGCCGGAAUUUUUCUGUGUCAUCAAAUGACGCCAAGAGGUUGCUUCAGGAGUUUGUCAACAAACACGGGACUGAUCAUGAAGUUAUUUACAGUGUGUCUGGGUGGUUAAAGAACAAUCCCCAAAAUUAUUGUGUACAACUCACUUCAAGCUCUAAACUUGAAGGUAAUGUGGGAUAUGUUAGAGAAGAACACAUGGCCCCGUUCUUUUGGCUGAUUUAG